GCGCUUCAUUCGACAACUGUGUUACAGAGGUUCACUAACCGUAAGUGGUUCGUACAAUUUACCGCGUGACACUUUAUUUUGCCCGUAUGUGUUGAAAAAACGCAUAACAAUUUCUCUGGUGGCAAAGUUAAACUACUUCAGUAAAGGCCUAUCAAAUGCUAACCUUCAAUGACCAUUCAGACUCUGAGAAGAUCAAAUCAAACCAUGCCUGUCUUUAUGAAUGUGGUGAGGGUACAUAAAGUAUUGUACUUAUUCCUAGGUCAUUUUUACUGUAAACCUAUACUUUUGGGUAGGUUUAGGUUCCUGUAGGAUUACCGAUAAAAGUAGGUCAAAGGACAGUAUCAGGACUUCAGUGUACAAUCACCUGGAUGAAUACAUCUGUCGCCCAUGCCAUGAUUUCUCUAUAGGUUAUCCUUCGAGUAACUAGUAGGCACUCUUAAAACAUAGACAAUUAUCCGGUGGGAUAUGUAUGAAAUGUCUUUUAGUCCCUUUUUAACGAUUAUGUUACUUUUUGCAUCCGAAUUCUGACUAGGUCAAAGUGAUUUCAGUUACGGUAGUUUAAAUCCUCUCUAAAUGAUUAUUUAACUAGCAGCUGCUGAGUGAUGCAAUAAUAAUAGAUAAUGGAUAGUUGAAGCAUAACGGCCACCCGUGUACAUCACUUUAGCAACCUUUCACACUUGGUACCUGUUCCAGACCUGGGUGCAAGGUUUCAGGAAUGUCGGUUGAUUACUGUACAAUUAAUACAUUACCUAAGAUUAUGUAAACAGACAGACGUGAAAGAUAACUGGUCUUUUGGAGGAUGACGAUUUCGGGAUAAAGAACAAUCAGAAGUAUAGACGAAUAUUAGAAUACUUUGGCAUACACCAAUCUUUCUAACUAUUUGGUGGCUUUAAUUGCUUCUUAAUUUGGUUUAAUUGGUUAAUGUCAGUGAAAGAGUAGAUCAGCGCUGCUGCUAUGAUUUAACUUCGAUGUUCUCAGCUGUCAAAUGUAUUCAUUAUCAUUCUUAUUCUCUUGCUUUACUAGAGAUAUACUGAGGUAGGUAUGUUUGUUUAAUUGUCACUUCUUGAAUGGCAACUGAAGAAAGCUGCUUAAAUUAAAUUAAAAUGUGGCCGUCCUAGGUGAACACGGUAACGAAAUGCAAUCUGUGCACUACACAAAGAUUAUGUGCGUUUGGUGUGUUUCACACUUACAGAAUACGGGACUGGUCUGCAGUGACCGCUAGUUUGAAGCUAUGCUGUGAAAGAUUCGAGUGUGAUGACCACUGCACUUAUCUAGGAAGUUGCCUCAGACCUGAAGGAAUGGGUGCCGAAGAAAUAUGGAUAGCAAAUUCUCACUUAAUAUUUAACAACUGGCAUCACCAUCGACUCGCUGUGUAUAUGACUUAGCACUUCACUGUUCUACUUCACAAUUACAAGGUAUGUCCGAUGAAGAUCAAAGAAAUGAAAGUAAUACAAGUUUUCGACUGUAAAUGUGUGUUUACUUUAGUUGUAACGAAAUCAGUGGGGAAAUAAGUUGACAUAGGUGACUGAAAUAUGUGCUAUACGUACGGGUAGCUUUUCUAUCCGACGAUUGAAGUACAUUUGGUAUGAAAGAGUUGAGUGCUGUAAGGCAUAAUACCAAUUCAUGAAGUUGGUGACUGUCACGCAACAGGUGUACGUUGUUUAGCUGAAGUUUUCAAGGUACAGAAAAUGAAUUUUCCAUGACUUGGUAAAGUAACUCAUAAUAGUUCAAAUUAGUGUCACUAUAUUCACUCUUCCUCAUAUUUACUCACCGAAUUAUUCCUUUUCCUGCACAUCUCUGUCCUAUCUAGUAUUACCAAUACGCAGUUAUGGAAACUUCUAUGUUAAUUCGUUAGACUUGAAAAUAGCUGACAACUAGUCUGCGAUAUUUUCAUUACCGUUCUUUUGUUUGAAUUUUAGUUGUUUCCAAUUAAUAAGUUACUUAUUAAAGAAAAAUACGUACCUAUUUAAAAACACUUGUCUACACAAAAACCCAGGUGUGAUUUCCGUUUUCAUGCCUAAAUGGGCUAAUAACCAAUAACGCUGUUGGAAGCAGUUUGAAAAGAAGCAGGUUCUUACUUUUUAAAACACAUUUUCUUUGACGGCACAGCUGACUGUUUGUCAGAUUUUAUAUAGCACUAGUUUAAAUAUUCCCUGACUUUUGUCUAAACGCUGCAGUUACAGUUGUGCUUAUCUUUUUCCUUCAGAUAUGUCAUGAACUACCUUCUCAGUAAUGCCGCCAAUGGAUGUUGACCUUCAUCCUAACAAUCGAAAUGGUUCCUCUGCUUGUCAUGGACAACGCUUGAGUACAGAUGCUCCUGAUAGUACAAAUGUUUCUACAGGGGAUUCUAGUAGCUCUCGAUCAUCGAAUAUAGAUUCAACCAUAUCUGUAUCAGAUACUAUCCGUAAUGAUACUUGUGACGGUAGUAACAGAAUGCUUAGUUCCAUGCAUGAACGUAUCAAUGUCUUUGAACAUAAUUUCUCUGUGCCGCGUUGCUGUUCCUUUGGAGACGGGUUGAUAACUAGCGUUCAUAACACACAUGUAACCUCAUCUGUUUCUAAUGGGAAAUCUGGCUCAGUUCAACAAUCUAAUGAUCGCUUGGCGUAUACUGCAGAACGUCAUCCUAUCAGUUCGUUUGAAGCGAUGAACCAUUUUCGUAAAAAUAAAGAAUUAUGCGAUGUAAUACUGUUAGUCGAUGGAAGGGAAAUUUACACACAUCGUGUUGUACUAGCAGCUUGUUCGGCUUAUUUUAGAGCUAUGUUUACCGGGGAAUUAGCUGAAUCUAGACAGACUAAGGUUACUCUUUACGACCUAGAUGGCGAUGCUGUUGAAACUCUGAUUGACUUUUGCUAUACUAGUCAAAUUACAGUAGAAGAAUGUAAUGUUCAAAAUUUACUCCCAGCUGCCUGUCUGCUACAACUGACAGAGAUUCAGGAUGUGUGUUGUGAAUUUUUAAAACGCCAGUUAGAUCCUUCUAAUUGCCUAGGCAUCCGAGCAUUUGCUGAUACACAUGCAUGUAGUGGAUUACUACGUGUAGCUGAUCGAUUCGCACAUUUACACUUUCUUGAAGUUGUAAAAUCUGAAGAAUUUCUACUUCUUCCAGUUAGUCAUCUUGUUGAUAUUAUAAGUUCAGAUGAUUUAAAUGUUUAUUCAGAAGAACAAGUUUAUUAUGCUGUAAUGUGUUGGGUGCAUCAUAAUCUAUCUGAACGUCGACCAUAUUUAUCUUAUGUAUUAGAACAUGUACGAUUGCCUCUGCUUAGUCCUAAAUUUUUAGUUGGUACUGUUAGUUCAGAUUUAUUAGUACGUUCUGAUGAACGAUGUCGUGAUUUAGUGGAUGAAGCAAAAGAUUAUUUACUGUUACCUCAUGAACGUCCAUAUAUGCAAGGUCCACGUACUAAACCAAGAAAAGUAUUACAAAUUGGUGAAUUAUUAUUUGCUAUUGGUGGUUGGUGUUCAGGUGAUGCAAUAGCUUCUGCUGAACGUUAUGAUUCACGUACGCAUAAAUGGCAUCUUGUAGCACCAAUGCAUAAAAGACGUUGUGGUGUCGGUGUUGGAGUUGUGUAUGAUUUACUCUAUGCUGUUGGUGGACAUGAUGGACAUAGUUAUUUGAAUUCAGUUGAAAGAUAUGAUCCUUACACAAAUCAAUGGUCAUCCGACAUAGCUUCAACUAGUACAUGUCGUACUAGUGUUGGUGUAGCUGUAGUUAAUGGUUUAAUGUAUGCUGUCGGUGGACAAGAUGGUGUCUCUUGUUUGAAUUUUGUCGAGUGUUACGAUCCAAAUGUGAAUAAAUGGCUAAAGGUAUGUAACAUGACUUGUCGUCGUCUCGGUGUUGGUGUUGCAGUUCUUAAUGGUCAGUUGUAUGCCGUCGGUGGUUCAGAUGGUCAACAGCCUUUAUCGUCAGUGGAGCAUUUAGAUCCUCGUGUUGGAGUAUGGCAUCAGAUAUCUUCAAUGGGUACUAAGCGUAAACACUUGGGAGUUGCCGUAUAUAAUGGUCUAAUAUAUGCUGUAGGUGGGAGAGAUGAAGCAACAGAAUUAUCAUCUGUUGAAUGCUUAGAUUUGCGUACUCGUACAUGGACGCCAGUUGUAGCCAUGACAUCAAGACGUAGCGGAGUUGGAUUAGCUGUAGUGAACAAUCAGCUGAUUGCUAUUGGUGGAUUCGAUGGUGCUACCUAUUUGAAAUCUGUUGAACUAUACGAUCCAGAUGCAAAUAGUUGGUCUCUAUGCGGCAGUAUGAAUUAUAGACGAUUAGGCAGUGGAGUUGGUGUAGUACGACUAGCUGAUUCAUAUUGUAAUUUCAAUAGCACAUCAUUUACUAGUGCUAAUAACACUAACAACAAUAUUAAUAAUAAUAAUAAUAAUAAUUCCGUCAGUAAUUGUUGCCUUUCAGGAUCUGUUGUCAGCACCAGUGUAACAAGUAGCAACAACAGUAGUAUAAAUGACGCUUCGUUGAGUUUUUCACUAACUGACUCCAUAUUUCCACCAGGUUUACCUAUUUCUACAACCGGUCUAUGUUCUCAUAACACAAAUAUUAAUAAUAGUAAUAAUGAUAAUGCUACUAGCAGUAGUAAUGAUCUUUCUCAAAUAAUGAUGAGAAAUCUAACCUGUACAACAGGUAUCUCUACUGCAGCUAGUGUUACAACACCAACACCAUCGUCGUCGUCAUCAUCAGCAUCAACAACAACAGCAGCAACACCAACAGCAUCGAGUUCUGGACAAUUGAAUACAUCGAACACCAGAUCAAAUAGUACAUUUUUAUUUUAACACUUUGGUACUAUCAACAAACUGGUGUGAUACAACGUUUCACUUGUUAUUGCGUUGUUUUUUUUUUUGUAAAUGACCUGUGUAUCUAUCAAUCAAUCUUUCAUAUAUUGCGCAAUUUAAGAAAUUAUACUUCACAUUUAGGAUUCAUCUCGUGUUGUAAAUUAAUUAUAUUUAUUAAUUGCUCUUCAUUCAGUCAGUUUUUGUUUUUGUAAAAGAUUUAUUUACACACUAUGUCGACCCACCAACAGCUUAUCUGUUUCUCCUGGUUAUGUAACAUAUUUCAUAUGGUGGUCACUAAUGUUUCUUGGUCAUUUCGCCAUAAAUUUCUAUCAGCACACUGGUUACUCAUAUAUAUAGUAUAAAGAUGUUUUUGACAAAUUGUUUGUUCAUGACUGUUUGUCUUAUCUAAAUAGGAUAAGCUUUUUUAUAAUUGAAUAAAUUAAUUUUCACGGUGG
Messenger RNA from Trichobilharzia regenti, 5216 nucleotides. The record is from the annotation of a GenBank genome assembly. NCBI's taxonomy places the organism in Eukaryota, Metazoa, Platyhelminthes, Trematoda, Strigeidida, Schistosomatidae.